AUGAUCCGCUCCUGGGCCCGCCAGAUGACCGAGCCCCACCCAUUCGCCCGCAACCCAGUAACGGCCAAGCCGUACCCAGCGCAGUACCGCGUCAUGGGCAGGAAGCUCCUGAGAACAUCUGCAGUUUUCUUCCCCUGGUACGCAACCGUGCUCGGCUGGCCCGUCGCCGCCGAGUGGGCCUUCAACGGGCGCAUGUGA
This is a messenger RNA of Ascochyta rabiei, 198 nucleotides long. RefSeq lists its product as uncharacterized. The record is from RefSeq and is a predicted model, not a curated record. NCBI's taxonomy places the organism in Eukaryota, Fungi, Ascomycota, Dothideomycetes, Pleosporales, Didymellaceae. The coding region runs from base 1 to 198 and encodes 65 amino acids. The transcript is spliced from 2 exons.